Molecule: messenger RNA, 1839 nt
Organism: Phascolarctos cinereus (koala)
Lineage: Eukaryota; Metazoa; Chordata; Mammalia; Diprotodontia; Phascolarctidae
Gene: CSPG5
Product: chondroitin sulfate proteoglycan 5
Biological process (GO): cell projection morphogenesis
Cellular component (GO): synapse
Source: RefSeq, a predicted model, not a curated record
AUGGGCCGAGCCGGGCGCGCGGGGGUCGGGGGGCCGGUCCGCCGGCGGAGGCUGCUGCUGCUGCUCCUGGGGGCCGUGCUGAUCCUAGCCGCCCGCCUCGCCGGGGCCGCACCGGGUAGCCCAGCACUGGGCGAUGCCCCACUGGCCGUCGGGGAGCGGGGAGGGCCAGAGACCCAGAAGAGCCGCCGAGAGCGGGCGCUUCGGGCCAACGACACGCGCCAGGAGGAAGGCGCAGGGGAGGACGAGGAGGCGGCCCUAUCUGAGGGGCGUGCGGGACGGGGUGAAGAUGAGGCUGGCCCAUGUUGGGACUGCCCCCCAGGGACCACUGUGAGGGUCGGAGCCCUGUCCGAAGAGGCCCUGCUGGAGGCUUCCGCAGCAGUGACCGGAGCAGCCUGGCCUGAGGCCAUGACUCUGGACCUGGCCCCCGAGAACCGAGAGGAGGCUGGCAGUGGAGACCCCCAGGCCAGUCGGGCCACCCUCCCUGGCCUUGAGGAGGAGCUCAGACAGACAGAAGUACCACCCUCUGGGGAAAGUUGGGGUCCAGCUUCAGAGCCCGUGGGGGCAAAGGGGCCUCCUUCUCCUACCCUAGGGGGUCACCUCAGCCUUACCCUGCCAGAUUCUGGCCCCAAACUUCCUGACGUGGCCCACAAGGAGAACCCCUUGGACUUGUGGCUGAGCCUGGGCAGUAGCCUGCCCGACCCUCAUGUGCCAGCUACUGCCUCUCCACCUCUGGGUACUCCAGAGCCUCAGCCUUCCUCAGAGAUCAUCGACAUCGACUACUAUGAUGGCUUAGACUCUGACAGCCGAGGUGCUGAUUUGGGGAGCUUCCCAGAGUCCCCUGACACUUCCCAUCAACAUAUUCACCCAGGUGAAGAUGCACCAUCCUGGAGCCUGACUGACAUGUAUGAUGACUUCACCCCCUUUGAUGAGUCUGAUUUCUACCCCACCACCUCCUUUUAUGAGUUGGAAGAAGAAGAGGAUGAUGAAGAGGAAGAAGCAGCUGUUCAGGACCUAGAAGAUGAAAAUGACCAACGACUACCUGGCCUGACACCUAGCACAGGUCCAGGCAUUUCCCAGCCCACCAGUCGUUGGCAUGCAGUACCUCCACAGCAGACUCUGGGGGUGAACCCAGACAACAGUAUCACCUUCAGGCCUCGUCCAGGAGAAGUAGUCAAAGAACUGACACCAAGUGAGAAUGGCACAGUGUGCCGGAGUGGCUUUGUUAGGCACAAUGGCUCCUGCCGGUCAGUGUGUGAUCUCUUCCCGAGCUAUUGCCACAAUGGAGGCCAAUGCUACCUGGUGGAGAAUUUAGGGGCCUUUUGCAGGUGUAACACACAGGACUACAUCUGGCACAAGGGGAUGCGAUGUGAGUCAAUCAUCACUGAUUUCCAGGUGAUGUGUGUAGCCGUAGGAACAGCUGCCCUCGUGUUGCUCCUCCUCUUCAUGAUGACUGUUUUCUUCGCCAAGAAACUCUAUCUGCUUAAGACAGAAAACAGCAAACUGCGCAAGACCAACAGAUUCCGGACACCAUCUGAACUCCACAAUGAUAACUUCUCCCUCUCCACCAUUGCCGAGGGAUCUCACCCAAAUGUAAGGAAACUUUGCAACACUCCCCGUACCUCCUCCCCCCAUGCCCGUGCCUUGGCUUACUAUGAUAACGUUAUCUGUCAGGAUGACUCCAACAUAUCCCAUAAAAUGCAGGAUGUUCUGAAGUCCUGCCUAAAAGAGGAGGAGUCAUUUAACAUUCAGAAUUCCAUGUCACCCAAACAUGAGAGUAACAAAGGUGACCAAGAUGACUCGGAAGUGAACUGUCUCCAGAAUAAUUUAACAUGAAGGAAA